AUGAGUCCUGUCAUUCCCGCCUCCCAUGGUAUGGCUGUGCCAGACCGACUACACGCGGUGUCUGUCCAGAUCCCUACCUGGCAGGAAGUUUGUGCUAUAGCCCUUGGGGACAUCAAGGCCACCCAAGCUUUGAAAAAUGGAUAUCCUCGAUCUUUCGUUCAUAAAAGCAUCCAAGUGCUUGCCGAAGCCGUUCAAAAAGAAUUCUUACUUUUGGAAGAGAAACUCAUGCUUUUUUCUAAUCUGAACGCUGCUCGUGCUUGUAAAGCCUACAUGAUCUCCGCAACUCAUGGAGAACAGACUGGAUCCUCGGACAGCAUCUCAGUACGUAGUAUUGGGUUUGGCACAGCUGAUAUUCCCGAGUACGCUCUCCAACUGCCACUUCUUUACGCGGUGGUAUACCCACCUAAGUUAUCGGGCACGGCAACCCUAUUUUGGAGGCUGACAGGAACGGGAAUAUCUUCGCGUCAAGCAGGACGCUGUCUCCAAGCGCUUGACCGAAUCCGCGAAGUGGAAGAAACCGCACAGCCCACCCCCUCUGUCUCCCACUCAGUCUACGAGACAAUACGUGCCCGCAUUGCCAGUCUGAUUGAGUACGCCCCAGUUUCACGCCGAGGCCCGUCCAAGGUUUCAUCGAAAGAUGUCUAUCUCUAUCCCUCUGGGAUGUCGGCCAUCUAUCAUGCCCAUCAUAUGCUGCUUAAUUGGCGUGGAGCAGAGAGUGUAGUCGUGGGAUUUACUUACGAGCUGACAAUUAAGACCAUGGAGGCAUUUGGGCCGUCUUAUCGAUUUUUCAGCGCCGGCACCGAAGCUGAGAUUGAUGAGCUUGAAAGUUACCUAGAUGACAGAUUCCUCCAAGGGGUCAAGAUUCAGGCAGUUUGGUGCGAGUGCCCAUCAAACCCUCUACUCCGAACCGUCAAUAUGGUCCGGCUGAGGGAACUAGCCGACAAGUAUGAUUUUGUAAUCGUUGUGGAUGAUACCAUUGGGAAUUUUGCCAACGUGGACGUUCUUGGUGUCGCGGACGUUAUAAUCACGUCGCUCACCAAGGCUUUCAAUGGGUUCGCGGAUGUGCUCGCUGGCAGCAUGGUCCUGAAUCCGAACUCCCGGUAUUACAGCAAGCUUCAAGCCAUCAUCAAUGCCUCGUACAUAAACGAUUUACACGUUGACGAUGCUCGCCAGCUGGAGAAUAACAGCCGCAAUUUCCUGCAGCGUGCUACGCGCAUGAAUGAAACGGCCAACUAUCUCAUGGACCAGAUCUCUCCAUACGUUUCGAUCCCCUCCAGCAUUGUGAGCAAAGUCUAUUACCCGAAAUUGUGCUGGUCCGCGGACAACUACCAUGCGCGAAUGCGGCCCGCCACCGAAGAGUUCACCCCGGGAUACGGCGGAAUGUUCACCAUCGAGUUCGUCGCAGUUCAGGUGGCAAUGGAGUUCUUGAACUCGCUCCAACUCCACAAGGGGCCGUCCAUUGGUGCAGAUGUUACGCUGGCUCUGCCGUAUGUACAGAUGGUGUUUCAAAAGGAUAAGGAAUGGGCCGAGAGUCAUGGCAUCAAGGAGACCAUUGUGCGGAUAUCUGUGGGACUGGAGGACAAGGAAGAACUAUUGGAUUGCCUGCUACGCGCAUUGGAGUCUGCCAACAAAUGCAAAAGUCGUAUUUAA
This is a messenger RNA of Penicillium egyptiacum, 1650 nucleotides long. The record is from the annotation of a GenBank genome assembly. Lineage: Eukaryota; Fungi; Ascomycota; Eurotiomycetes; Eurotiales; Aspergillaceae.